This is a messenger RNA of Chlamydomonas reinhardtii, 1162 nucleotides long. RefSeq lists its product as uncharacterized. NCBI's taxonomy places the organism in Eukaryota, Viridiplantae, Chlorophyta, Chlorophyceae, Chlamydomonadales, Chlamydomonadaceae. The transcript has a single exon. The record is from RefSeq and is a predicted model, not a curated record. Bases 353 to 694 code for a protein of 113 amino acids.
CCGAACCAUCAAACAGCAUUGCUACUCUUCUGGGCCGCGCUCAGCGUCUUGGACGAUGGUGAAGGAUGCGCUCUACUCACGCAACGCGAAUAUGCUUGAAUGCAGUGCCAUCAUUCCAUCAAUCGUCUGAGUUCGUGGCGUCGGCGUGUCUUGCGUCGUGUGGCGUGCCGAGCGUCUGACAAAGUCCCUGCCCUUAACUGUAAACGUGGUGGUUUUGGCGCCGGGCCUUCCCCCUUCGCAAGCCGCCUCAGCUCCACCGGCAUCGGGCGCUUCCGGCCCUGCUGCAGCGGCUGCCGCAGCUACUGCUGCUUCAGCCGCCGUGCCACUGCCACGUGCGCCGCCCUCCGCCUUCAUGGGCUUCAACCCCGCCUUGGCGCACGUGCUAGGCCGCGCAUACAGCUCUGCUGCCGCGCCCGCGCCCACUGCGCCCUCUGCAGCCGCCGAUGCCGCAGCGGGCAGCGCUGCUGCGGCGCAUGCCCCCGGCUCCUUCCACCUGUACGACACCACUGGCCUUGACGCCGCCAAGUGCAUCCGGUGCCGCGGCGGAAUGCGCGAGCUGGUGUACCUGCACAACAACAACACCGUGGCGCACCGCGCCUUCUGCCGCGCCUGCAGCGCCGCCGACGGCCGGGCUGUGGGCGAGCCGUGCCCACUGUGCAACCAGCCCGUGGAGCGCGUGCUCAGCAUGUACUGAGUGUUCAGAGACGGCUGGGGAGGGAGGAGCGUGCAGGAGGGCUGCCUCCGGAAGGCACAGAUGUGGAGACCCGCAGCUGAUGGGAGGCUUGCUAUGCUGUGAGGUCUGGGGCAUGUGCGCGAGGAGAUCGUCCACUGCUGUUUCUGCGGUACUGACGAACCUGUACGGGCUGAACUAUUGUUGCAAGGCGCCGAAGUCCGGUACGAGUACGGUAUACCCUGGCUGUGUUUACGAUUCCCCAUUAGGGCCUGAACAAGUACCUCACCGCUGAGCAAGGCUGCUGUAGUCAGUUUUGUGGAGGCGGUGCGGAUGUGAAGAUUUGCACUGGCAACAAAUACUCUGACACAGCUCACAGGCUAGCUGGCGUAACGCACUUCGUGACUUCGGCACGUGUGCUGCAGUGCCGCUCUGGGCACUGGAAGCGCCUCACCUUGCGCCUCGCCGUGGGCCCCAGUUAAGUCAUCCCCG